GCAGCUGCUUCCAUUGAGUACAGUGAGGACUGAGUAGAGAUGUAAGUCCUUCGGCCUUUUUGUAUAUUCCAUAGGAUGCUAGAACACCGGCCUCACUGCGAAACCUUGUAGUCGUGUGCCCAGACAGUGGUGUGCAUAAACAUUUGUGUGAAAACAAUCUAGGUAGCAAGUGGUGUAGAACAACAACUCCCAGCAUCAACUUUUUAGCACCGAGACUAGUACUGAGCAGUGAGGCACUGACACGCAGAUAUUUCUGUGUAAACAGACAUUUGUGGGUUCCCUUUUUCUAGUUUGGUAGAAUUUUCAGCACCCUAAAGAAUGGCAACAGAUGCCAAGAAGAGGAAGCCCAAAGUCAUUCGAAGUGAAGAAGGGAAGCGAAGCCGCCAUGAUGAACAGGAGGGAAGAUAUUACAGUGAGGAAUCAGAGGUAGAUUUACGAGACCCUAAGAAGGACUAUCAGCUGUACAAGGAUACCUGUGAUGAUCUGCAGAGACUCAUGGCUGAAAUUCAGGAUCUUAAAAGCAAGGGAGGCAAAGAGGUGUCUGCAGAGAUUGAGGAAAGACGUAUCCAGAGCUGUGUACAUUUCAUGACCCUGAAAAAACUGAACCGCUUGGCUCACAUCCGAUUAAAGAAGGCUAGAGAUCAAACUCAUGAGUCUAAACAGAAGGUGGAUGCCUAUCAUUUACAGCUGCAGAAUCUGUUGUAUGAAGUUAUGCACCUUCAGAAGGAGAUCACCAAGUGUCUGGAGUUCAAAUCAAAACAUGAAGAAAUUGAUCUUGUAAAUGUGGAAGAAUUUUAUCGUGAGGCUCCUUCAGAGAUCAGCAAGCCAGAGAUUACAUCCAGUGACCCACAUCAGCAAACGUUAUGCCGUCUGGACUGGGAGCUUGAACAGAGAAAAAGGUUAGCGGAGAAAUAUAAAGAGAGUUUGGCUAGUAAGGAGAAGAUCCUAAAGGAAAUUGAAGUUAAGAAAGAAUAUCUGAACAGUCUCCAGCCCCAGCUUCAAAGCAUUAUGCAGGCUUCCUUACCGGUACAGGAAUACUUAUCAAUGCCAUUUGAUUGUAUGCACAAACAGUAUGAGACAGCACGACAUCUACCUGCACCUCUGUAUGUGCUCUUUGUUCAGGCUGGCGCCUACAGCCAGGCGUGUGCUCACAUGAAGAACUACUCCCAGCCCUAUAGGCAGGACAAAAAGCUUUUAGUCAGCAUUGAAGGAAGUGUUGAAGAAGCAAAAGCCUUAUUCAAACCACCUGAGGAUUCCCAAGUCCAAUUAUCACAUGCAGUUUUGAAGUAUGACAUCAUGUCAAGUUGCCAUGGUGCCCCAGUCUUAGAUGAUGAAAGUGAUUCUGAUGCAGAGGAGGAGCAAACAAAACGUCGGCGUCCAACACUUGGUGUGCAACUAGAUGAUAAAAGGAAGGAGAUGUUAAAGAGGCAUCCGCUCUGUGUUUCCCUCAUAGUGAAGUGCAAAGAUAACAGCUCAUUAAAUCUUACAUUCUACUUCCUUAUGAACCUCAACAUAAUCACUGUAAAGGCAAAAGUCGUGCCAGGUUCUGAGCUGGCAAGUUCUAUCAAUGCUGGUGAGCUGAUCAACACGGACACAGUUCUUAGCGGCCUCUACCCUGGGGAUGAUGGAAAGAAGACUCCAAACCCAGCUAACCAGUAUCAGUUUGAUAAAGUGGGUAUCUUGGACCUAAGUGACUAUAUAUCAGAACUUGGCCACCCCUACCUGUGGGUGCAAACAAUGGGAGGUUUGCAUUUUCCAACAGAUCAACCACAGCCAUCAAUCGUAGCUGAUAACACUCUAAGCGCCAGUCACAUGGAGAAGACCAUUAAGUUAUUGAGGUCACGGCUAUUGUCUCGUUUAUCUCUGUACAAACAGUUUGCUUCUUUGGAACAUGGUAUUAUUCCAGUCUCUGGAGAAUGUCAGAACCUGUUUCCUGCAAAGGUCAUAUCACGUCUUACUAGAUGGAACAUGAUAACAUAUGAAGAUUAUGUGGUUCUUCCGUAUACUAAGGAUGUUGUGGAGAGUGGAUUAGCACAGGAGACCCAUCUUUAUUACUCUCUUAUGAUUGAGAGGGGGACAGCCAAGCUUCAUGGAGCAGUAGUUCUUAAUCCUGGCUAUUGCUUAAUCCCUCCAUUGUUUAGUCUUUGUCUCAACUGGAAGGGGGAGCGUAGUUCCAGAAAUGAUGAAAACAUCAGGGUUAUGGAAAGUGAAAUCAAUGUCUACUACAAAGAACUCAGUGGUCCUUCCCCAGGUUUCCAGCUUCUGACAAAUCAGCUGCAGCGAUUAUGCAUGUUAUUAGAUGUCUAUUUGGAGACUGAAUGUCAUGAUAACAGCGUUGAGGGUCCACAUGAAUUUCCCCCAGAGAAGAUUUGUCUUCGUUUGGUCAGGGGACCAAGCCGGAUGAAGCCUUUCAAGUAUAAUCAUCCACAAGGAUUUUUCAGUCACCGCUAAAAAACACGUUUAUCCCAAUUUGUAUUCAUUUGUUUACUAGACUAACCCCCCCCCCCCCAUAUUUCUUCCAGGACCACAUUAUUGGUAGCAGAUAGUGUAAGAGUUUGAAAUAAAACAAUGUCCAGAUUGAUCUGUUUCACUGUUCUUUUAUUAUUUAGUUUUGAAGCAUGAAUAGAAUAACAAAGUAAAAAACAGAAGCGUACUGCAGAGGGAAAAUGCAGUUUUCAUCCAAUUAUUGUCUUCUGUACUUUUUUAUAUUAAAUGUACAAUGAGUCUAUUCUAAGGAUUGAUUUAGCUGUAGAUUAAAUGGGCACUGUCAAAUUCAAAAACUGUAUAUGUGUUGUUACUGAUGAAAAUUAAAGACCCUUUGUAGUAUGGUUGUUACAUUUUUUUGAAUAUUUAAUAAAGAAAAUGGCCCCUGAAAAUCCCACCACUAGGGGUCCAUAUACCUACUGGGACACUAAGCAGUCCAGCAGCAUCAGGCUUUUCUAUGAGUAAGGGACAAGAGAUGACUAAUGGACAAGGCUCUAUGAGCAGACCCACCAAACACCACCUACCACCACAAGGGAGGGACACGUCCCCUUCUCCUGAGAGGGUUUCUAACACUGAGCUAAAGAAAAGAGGGAUUUUUAUAAUAAAUAUAGGUGAUGGAAGCAUAAAAAUAGAUGUACAUGGUCAGGAUUAGGUACUGAGUAGCAUAUUAUUUUUGUGGGAUGUUACAGGUAUGCUUUAAGCUAAAUUGUGAUAACAUUGAGCACAUUUAGAGAGACAUAUUCCAUAAUCUCGUGUUAUAAACAAUGUAAUGUCUGUUUUCUAAGCCAGCCCUUUCUGACCCAGACAUCCUUUAGCUUCCGCCACAAGAAUAUAUAUUUUUCGGCUUGAAAGCAAAUUUGGCUGUCAGGAAGAAGUUUUUAUUAAGUCUGUGUCUUUAGGUGAUUUUUCUUUUAGGUGCUCUUCCUUGCUUAGUUCUCCUUGGCAGCUAUGCAGAUGCAUCUGCAAUUGAGAGGAUGGGAUACCAUCCGAAACGCGUCUUGCUAUAAACUAUUGUUUAUUCACUAAGAAAGCAUUCUACGGUCAUUACUCCUAUUUGGAUAGCACCACUCUGGAGAUUAUUUUUCCUUCAUUCUAGAGUCCUGAUUGGGACCUAAUUUACAUUACAUAAGCAUUAGGGAUGUUCCCUGCAACAUAUCCUGGGACACGGUCCGCUGCGCUAUUUAAUAAGCAAAUACAGUACCAUUUUAUUGUAUACAACCUGAAUGGAGACCAUAAUUAGACUCUUUUGGUCUUGAUCGUGUAUGAAAAGCCUAUAAAUAUAUAUUUUAUAUAAAUAAAUAUAUAUAUAAAUGUGUGUAGGGUCUCUGAGCAGCUUGUGUUCACGCAGUGUGGUCCACACGGACAGUCUGCAUUGCUCGACAUAAGGUUUCAAUUCGCUCAGAAGGAUAAGCCCCAGGGGAUGGCUUUUAUGAUCCUUGCAUGUUUCUUCCUUUGAUCGCCUUCUGCUAUUGGUGGUUGUGAUUAUAAGGUUAUUUUUGUUUGCCAGAUGUUGCACUCCAGUGGAGGAGAAUGUAAAACUAUUGUAGUAUAAAUUGCCUCAAAAUUGUAUCAGUUACUGGCCCCUUUACAUAAACUCGAGAACUCUAUUUCGGAGACGUAGUGGUGGUGUAAAGUUGCAGGCCUAUUCUCUAGGACUGCCUCCUAAUAGUGGUCUAUAAUAUGCUUCCUACUCAAGGAUCUGUUUAAUAUAAAUAUUUUCUUAGGAUCCUCUUACUUACUAAACAGACCUCAAAGUUUUUAGCAAAUCUAGUGCUAGGUUUCUCCUCCACACUCUCACGGCAGCUAAAUGUUUUAUAGUUCUCCUUUGAAAGUGCACUGCUUCUUCCGUCAUCGAUUUGUAUUCAUGGAUUAUUGGCAGCCUUGUACUUUUAUACACCUAUAUAGGGUAAAAGAUAAAUUUCCCUCUUAAUGCUACGAUCGCAGACCUUACCCCGUACCCUUUGUUAUUAAAUCUCUAAAAGCGGUAGCUAAGUCUUUACCAUCAAUUUCUCUUAGAGUUCAUCCUUGGGACCUUUCCAGCUUCUCAAUUUAGUGACGUCCCCUCCAUUUGAGCAACUUGAGUCUAUUUCCUGUAAGGUUUUAACAAUUAGAAAAGUGCUUACGAUAUAAUUCAUGGUGUACGGUUUUAGGUCUGGUUACGGAACCGUAUACGGGGCAAAAAUGAGCCGACCGGAGCCAGCAUUUGACUCUGGUCGGCUAAUUGAAAUGCAUUACAUACGGGCCUGGCCCGGCUGGGAUACGGGAGCGCCCGGUUUUCGCUCCCCCUAGUGUGAACCGACUCUUAUACUGUUUUAUGUUUCUGCGCAAUGUUCAGCGCUAUGUUACCUGUCUCUGGAUAAAGCUUUGUAAUUCUCAAAAACUUUCAAUAAAAACCAUUAAAACAAAAAAGAGCAGAGCAGUUGCUUCCUCUUAGUAGCUACUUUACAGAUAGAAAAAAGACACCUAGUUGAGGCGAAGUCUCUACCAUUUACCUUCUUCAGACAUUAUUAUCUUGAUCUUUUUCCUUCUGCCAACCUGCACUUUGGGUGUAAAAUAUUUGCAUUCCCUCCCUUGAUUUCUUUGGUGAUGAGUUCCUGGGAUGUGAAAGAAAAAAAAGGUUAUGUAUGGGUGUAUUUACACACACAGGAUCUGCAUCGGAUCUGAAGUUGUAAAAUCUGCAAUUGGGGAUCUUUACUGCAAUUGCGGAUUUACAGAUACAAUGUGUACGAAUAUACGAUUAGGGUCCGUUAGGAUGUGCAGAUUUUGCUACCAUUGUCUUCAAUGGGUCAGCAAUAAAUCUGCAAUAGUGGCAGACCCAUUGAAAAUACACAACAGAAAAUCGGCACAAAAUCCACUUGUGUGAACGGAUCCUAAGGGUACGUAAUUUCGCUGCAUAUUUUUCUGCUGCUGAUUUUGAAGUCAAUGAGUAGGAAAAUAAGUAUCACAAAAUAUACAUGUGUGAACAUACCCUGUGAUUAUAACUAAUCAUAUUAAAGGGGUACUCUGGUGGAAAACGGUCCACCAACUGGUGCCAGAAAUUUAAACAGAUUUGUAA
Messenger RNA from Hyla sarda, 5539 nucleotides. It is a transcript of the gene THOC5, whose product is annotated as THO complex subunit 5. The transcript has 21 exons. Gene Ontology annotation, cellular component: THO complex part of transcription export complex. The coding region runs from base 319 to 2451 and encodes 710 amino acids. Gene Ontology annotation, biological process: positive regulation of DNA-templated transcription, elongation; mRNA export from nucleus. Gene Ontology annotation, molecular function: mRNA binding. NCBI's taxonomy places the organism in Eukaryota, Metazoa, Chordata, Amphibia, Anura, Hylidae. The record is from RefSeq and is a predicted model, not a curated record.